AUGGCCACCCAGAGCGCUCCCUACAGCGGCCCAGUGGUCGACGGCCUCGCGCAGCUGCGGCAGAAGCUUGCUGGACCGCGACCGCCCAAGAACGUGCUGGUCUUCGACCUCGCAACAGAGCCGCAGUCGCCCGAGGUGGCGGCGGCGGUCAUCGCCUGGCUGCUGGCGGCAAAGUCCGGACGCGAGCUGGGCGUGGUGCUGAUGCGCGGACAGCCUGCGGCGAUGCAGGUGCAGUGCCCGUGCUGCCCGGCGGCUCUGCGCCUGAAUCCGAGCCAGCGCACGGCACGCGGGCACGCCGUGGCUUACGUCGGCGUCGGUGGGGUGCCGCUCGACGCACCGCCGGGCAGCGCCGCAGCGGCAAGCCUCGCCAUGUGCGCCCUUGUUGCAUCGACGGUCUUUGCCGAUGCGGGCUCGCCGGGCAUCGGGCUCUUCUCGCCGGCCCCGGAGCUUGUGCCGGGCGGUACAGCGGUGACGACGGCGCUGAGCUCGCUCGGGGCGCGGGUGACGGUUGGCGCGGUGCCGCCGGCGACGGCGGCGCGGCGCAGCUCGCAGUCUGCGGCGUAUCUGCGGUCGCGGCAGGCCGAGUCCAAGACGCGGGCGACACGGGCGUCGCCGCGGAAGCAGAUUCCGCUACCAAGCCGCCUGACGGCUGAUGUGGUGGCAGCGGUACUCUCGGCCUCGCUCGACUCGUUUGCGCCCGACGCAGUCGACUGGCUCCGCGACGGCAACGGCGGGUGGCGCGAGCUGACGCAGGUGCUCAGUGAGCUGGUGACUGUAGGCGAGGCGACCGACGCUGCGCCGCCGCCGACCAACGCGUUCAAGGUGGCGAUGAACCGGGCCAAGAUCUGGCUCUCGAAUAUGAUGGUGCACCAGCGGGCGUCGCUACCCAAGAGCUAUGAGGCGCUUUGCAACGCACUCGAGCCGAUGAUGCGGGUCCAGAUCCCGUCGCUCUUUCCGCCCGAGUAUCUGGCGCUGCAGAUGGUUCACGCUGGUGUCGUUGACUUUUGCGAGCAGUGCGGCUCGCUGGCAAACUCGCCGGGCUCCUCUAUGCUACCGCUGGUGCGGUCUUCGGCGCUCACCGCGCUGGGCUCGGGAAAUCCCUCGACCGACAAUCCUGCCAUGUUGCCGCCGUCGGCCCCGUUUGCACGCCUUAUUCUUGCUCUCUUUGCCCGGGUCGAGGCCUGGAUGGCGCGACAGGCAAGCAAGCGAGUCUCGCUCCCCGUCGUCCUCCGCGGCAUCGCCGCCUCCUCGGCCCUCACAGUUGCCGUCCCGCCGCGAGUCAUCAUCGACAAGCUGCAAGUCCAAGGCAUUGUUGCCGGCAAAGGCGGCGCAUCGACCGGCAGCUGGUACUUUACCCUCGCCGAGGACACCCAUGCCGAGUGCCAGACUAUCCACGUGGUGUAUGCGCCCGCACUAAUGCUGCUUGCUGCCGCCGUGGCCCAUGCCAACGAGGCGCGUGCGCUGUGGCUGCCACGGGCGGUGGCCGAGGCCGACGUGUCGGCGGCAGCCGAGCCUGCGGCGGCGGCGGCGCGUGCGCUCGCGCCGCACGUGGCGACGCACACGCCGUGUGUACUGCGCGGCGCAGGCGGAGCCGGAUGGGGCGACGGCCUAGCAAAGUGGACGCCCGAGUACCUGGAUGCGGCUUUGGGCGAUGCGGCACUGACGGUCGACGCCACGCCGACCGGGCGGGCCGACGCGGUGCUUGGCGGCGCAGCCUUUGUCAUGCCCGAGGAGCGGACCAUGACCUUUGCGGCCUUUCUCGCCGCCCUGCGUGCCACUGAGGCCGAGGGCGGUACCGGAGCCCUUUGCGCCCCGCUCGAUCGUUCCACCACCGCCGCCACCCUCGCCACCGGCCGUCCCAUCGACGUCGACUUUACCGGCGGCGCCGAGGUGCUGUACCUGCAGAACCAGAACUCUAACUUUACUUCGGAGUUUGCGCCGCUGCACGCAGACGUUGCCGCCGCGCCACCGGUCGGCGCGGCGCUCUUCCCAGGCACUGGCGGCGCGCCCGAUGCCGUCAACGUGUGGAUGGGUGGCGCCCGGUCGGUGACCUCGCUACACAAGGACCACUACGAGAACCUGUACCUCGUUGUAGCCGGGCGCAAGCACUUCACCCUUCUCCCUCCCACCGACGCCCCGUUCUUGCACCAGGCCGACUACCCGGCGGCCCGCUACGUGUCGACCGGCGUCAAUGGCACCUGGCGCCUGGUGCCCGAGCCGGGCGUGCCCUCGACGACCUGGAUCGCGCUCGACCCGGACGCGCUCGACCUCACUGCCUUUCCGCGCGCUGCGCACAUCGCCCCGCUUCACGUCACUCUCGAAGCCGGUGACGUCCUCUAUCUGCCGUCGCUCUGGUUCCACCAGGUUGCCCAGGAGCCGGACCCGACUACUGGCCUCAUGAUUGCCCUCAACUGGUGGUACGACAUGGACUACGCCUCGCACUGGUACACCUCAUUCACUCUGCUCGAGGCCUUGGUCGGCGUCCUGGAUGCCGAGGCCGAGGCCGAGGCGAAGACAGAGCGUGGAGCGUGUGCAGUUGAGCCUGUGGAAUGA
Thecamonas trahens ATCC 50062 is the source of this 2553-nucleotide messenger RNA. RefSeq lists its product as uncharacterized. Gene Ontology annotation, molecular function: 2-oxoglutarate-dependent dioxygenase activity. The transcript is spliced from 2 exons. NCBI's taxonomy places the organism in Eukaryota, Apusomonadida, Apusomonadidae. Bases 1 to 2553 code for a protein of 850 amino acids. The record is from RefSeq and is a predicted model, not a curated record.